AUGUCUUCCAACAGGCAGGAUACUAUUGCGGCCAAUUGGCGUGUGUUUGUCGCCUGUGGCCUUGUCUCACUUUCCCCAUUUCAGUAUGGGGUGGAUUUUGGAUUGAUUGGAGGCCUGCAGGCAAUGCCAGGUUUCCUUCAGAUCUAUGGCUACAGGUCCCCAACGAGUGUGAUCGGAUGGAACAUAACCCCAUUAAGACAACAAUUGAUUUCGUCCCUCAUGACCCUCGGUGCAUUCAUCUCCUCCGGCGCCGCUGGCUUUGCUGCUGUCAAGUUGGGAAGAAGACACUGUCUAUGGCUGGCGUGCAUCUUGUGUUGUGCUUCGAAUAUCAUCAUGAUGGCCACUACAUCUAUUGGCGCUCUAUAUGUCGGCCGCCUUCUGAUUGGGCUUGCGAACGGUUAUUUCAUGACAUUCUCCCAGCUUUAUAUCCAGGAGAGUAGCCCAGCAAAAUAUCGCGGCCUAUUCCUGUCGACUUUCCAAUUUUGCACUUCAUUUGGAACGCUGAUUGGCACAAUCAUCGACUGGUCGACUGCAAAACGGCCCGACAAAUCUUCCUACCUGAUUCCACUUGGUAUCAUCUAUGUGAUACCAGUGGUUUUAUCGAUCGCCAUGUGGUUCAUUCCCGAGUCACCUAGAUGGCUAAUUCUCCAAGGCAGAUAUGAGGACGGAAUCAAGUCUCUCCGGUGGCUAAGGCCCGAGGGUGCCGACGUUGAAUCAGAGGCCAAUGUCAUCCGUGAUGCCAUCGAGAGAGAACGUGAGAUGAAGACCAGUGUGGGAGUAUUGGAUAUGUUCAGAGAUCCCGUGAACCGGCGCCGAACCUUCCUCUCGGUCUGUGCCGUGACUCUCCAGGCUGCUUCCGGAUCGAUGUUCAUCAUUGCCUACAAGGCGUACUUCUUUACCAUGGCUCACGUCGACAAUCCUUUCGGAAUGAGCUGUGUUCUGAGCACGUUGGGCUUGGUAGCGAUUCUGGCAAACUCGGCGAUAGUCGUGCGCUAUGGUCGCCGUAGAGUGCUUCUUAUGAGUGGUCUGUUAGUAUGCGGAAUCUUUCAACUUAUUACGGCUGUUGUUUAUGACAAGCACCCUGGUACCAAAACUACGGGAAAGGUACUCGUGGGCCUUGCAUGUCUAUACAUGAUGAGCUACAAUGGAAUGAUUUCGACAUAUGCGUGGCUUUCAGGUGGAGAGCUUCCAACUCAACGCCUUCGAAGCUACACGUUCGGCCUGGCCGCAGCAGUCGGCUUCCUUGGAGCUUGGCUUACUACCUUCACGGCACCGUACUUUAUCAACCCAGCAUCCUUGGACUGGGGUCCAAGAUAUGGUUACAUUUGGUUCCCAUCAUGUAUCGUUUCUGCCGCUUGGGUGUAUUUCUUCCUUCCGGAGGUCAAGGGACGAACAUUGGAGGAGAUUGACGAAAUGGUUCGUGAUCCUUACACUAUCACUGAGCCAAACAACACUAACUGGAGUUCUAGUUCGGGGCUAAGUUGCCUGCCAGGAAAUUCCGAAAAUACCAAUGCGUGGGAACUAAUGCAGUCCUGGAGCACAAACUUGCAAGGCGUAGCACUGAAGAACAAGUAUGGGGAGAUGAAAAGGUAG
Messenger RNA from Exophiala aquamarina CBS 119918, 1593 nucleotides. RefSeq lists its product as uncharacterized. Gene Ontology annotation, biological process: carbohydrate transport; transmembrane transport. The record is from RefSeq and is a predicted model, not a curated record. Bases 1 to 1593 code for a protein of 530 amino acids. NCBI's taxonomy places the organism in Eukaryota, Fungi, Ascomycota, Eurotiomycetes, Chaetothyriales, Herpotrichiellaceae. Gene Ontology annotation, cellular component: membrane. Gene Ontology annotation, molecular function: carbohydrate:proton symporter activity. The transcript is spliced from 4 exons.